Messenger RNA from Apodemus sylvaticus (European woodmouse), 1943 nucleotides. It is a transcript of the gene Znf558, whose product is annotated as zinc finger protein 558. Gene Ontology annotation, biological process: regulation of transcription by RNA polymerase II. Bases 185 to 1405 code for a protein of 406 amino acids. The record is from RefSeq and is a predicted model, not a curated record. Gene Ontology annotation, molecular function: DNA-binding transcription factor activity, RNA polymerase II-specific; RNA polymerase II transcription regulatory region sequence-specific DNA binding. Lineage: Eukaryota; Metazoa; Chordata; Mammalia; Rodentia; Muridae. Gene Ontology annotation, cellular component: nucleus. The transcript has 7 exons.
ACAUGCAAACGCAAAUUCGUGUUGGAACCUCAAUGCUGUGUUGAAAACGCCUGAAUGUGCACCUGCCCUCUUUAAUCUAUUAAUUUCAUGUAACCAGAGUGCUGUGCUUUGUGUCUCGUGGAGUCCGAAGUGUAUCUGGCCCAUCCACCACCCUGUGUUCAGGAUCUCUAGUGUUGGAGUCAGGAUGGCAGCAACUAUAAUUCCUCUAAUAUAUGUUCAGUCUUCUCUGUAUCCACUGUCUCCUGAGGAAGGACAAAUGGGGAAAGAAGGGCUAGCUACUGAGGUCUUGACAAGUGUGUUACAGGAAUUGGUGUCCUUUGAAGAUGUGACUGUACAGUUCACACAGGAGGAGUGGGCUCUGCUGGAUACUUCACAAAGAACUUUGUACAGGACCGUAAUGCUGGAAAACUGGAAGAACCUGGCCUCACUAGGUCAGCAUCUUGAUAAACCAAUCCUGAUAUCCCAGUUUGAACAAGACAAGGCUGUAACAGAGGGCAGAGAAAUUAUUCCAGGCAUUCAUCCAGAUUUGGAGACUGUACUUAAAGCCAAAUGGCUAACUCCUAAGAAUGAUAUUUUUAGAAAAGAACAUGCUUACAGUGGAAAAACAGUACAACUGGAGGUAGGAGGUAAUCAUGGAAUGAAAGUCAAUGAAUGCAACCAAUGUUUUAAAGUCUUCAGCACAAAAUCUAACCUUACUCAGCACAAGAGAAUUCAUACUGGAGAAAAACCAUAUGACUGUACUCAGUGUGGAAAAUCCUUCCGCAGCAAAUCUUAUCUUACUGUUCACCGAAGAAUCCAUAAUGGGGAAAAACCUUUUGAAUGCACUCACUGUGGGAAAGCAUUUAGCGAUCCCUCAUCCCUCAGACUUCAUGUAAGAAUUCACACUGGAGAAAAGCCCUAUGAAUGCAACGAGUGUUUUCAUGUCUUUCGUACCAGUUGUAACCUCAAAAGCCACAAAAGAAUUCACACAGGGGGUGAAAAUCACCAUGAAUGUACUCAGUGUGGAAAGGCCUUCAGUACAAGGUCCUCACUCACUGGACAUAAUAGCAUUCAUACUGGAGAAAAACCAUUUGAGUGCCAGGAUUGUGGGAAAACCUUCAGGAAGAGCUCAUAUCUAACCCAGCACUUAAGAACUCACACUGGAGAGAAGCCCUAUGAAUGCAAUGAGUGUGGAAAAUCCUUCAGCAGCAGUUUUUCUUUAACUGUACACAAGAGAAUACAUACUGGAGAGAAACCAUAUGAAUGCAGUCACUGUGGAAAAGCUUUUAAUAAUCUCUCAGCUGUAAAGAAGCACUUAAUGACUCAUACUGGACUAAAGCCCUAUGGAUGUAACCAUUGUGGAAAAUCUUUCACCAGUAACUCCUACCUCUCUGUGCACAAAAAAGUACAUAAUAGGUGGAUAUGAAUUGUGGUGAGAAAUUUCUAAGGGAAUUUCCAUGCAAAAGUUUCUAAGAUAAUUUGAGAGAAUUUGCAUCAGGUGUAUAUAUUAUCUAUUGCUCUUUAGACAAAUACCUCACACUUUGUAGGUCAGGAAUAUGAAGGCACCUUAGUUCUAUAGUCUCAGGACUUCCCAUGAGUUUACAUUCAAGACAUCAAGCAGAGCUACAGUCUUCUAAACUUGUUAUUGAAGGAACCAUUUCUAGGAUGUCUCACACAUAUGCCUAGUGAUUUUUCUACUGGUUAUUGACAGGAAACCAUCAGUGCCUCACCAUGUAGGUCUUUCUGUGCGAUUAUGUUUCUCUGUAAUAUGGCAAAAGAACAACCUCCAAGUAAGUGUUCCAAGAGAUCCAAUUAAAAAAUGAAAUAUCAUUUAUGACCUUGGCUCCAGAAGGUUCGGUUUCACUUCUCCCCUGUUAUACUCUCAAUCAUAGACCAACCUUGAUGCUGUGUGAGAGAGAACUACAGAAUACAUGAGGGCCAGGAGAUAGCUCCCUGAGAGCCAU